Arabidopsis lyrata subsp. lyrata is the source of this 1610-nucleotide messenger RNA. Its product is annotated as protein SHI RELATED SEQUENCE 5. NCBI's taxonomy places the organism in Eukaryota, Viridiplantae, Streptophyta, Magnoliopsida, Brassicales, Brassicaceae. The record is from RefSeq and is a predicted model, not a curated record. Gene Ontology annotation, biological process: positive regulation of DNA-templated transcription. Gene Ontology annotation, cellular component: nucleus. Gene Ontology annotation, molecular function: DNA binding; DNA-binding transcription factor activity. The transcript is spliced from 2 exons. The coding region runs from base 341 to 1375 and encodes 344 amino acids.
CACUCAAACUGGAAGAUAACUGUAGUGAAGUGCCCAAAGCAAAAGAUCUUCAUGGGACUCUCUAUGUCUUAAAAACCUUUUUCUCUUUCCCUCUCUCUCUCUUAAAUCCACAGAGUAAAUCCAGCAAACUUCCACUUUCAGAGAUCAAAAUUGUGUUACUUAAAUGAUGAAGAUAGACUAAUUCCUUGGCGGCGUUUGCAGUUUCUUAAGCUUCCGCAUCAUCUACUCUCAAUUUCUUAUUAUAGAAAAGAAAAGGGAAUCAAAUCAAGAUUUUCCCUUUUCUUUGAUAUCUCUUUGUAGUGUGUUGUGUGUGUGAUGUUGAUUAUCACUGGGGAAAGAAAUGGCAGGGUUCUUCUAUCUAGGGGGGAGAGACAACAACAACAAGCAAGAUCAUCAUCAAGUAGACAAGGAUCAUCAUCAUCAAGACAAUAGCAAUUAUCUUUAUCUUUACAAAGAUGAGAUCUAUAACAACAACAAGGGUUUCGAGAUUUGGCCUCCACAAUACUUCCAACAACAAGAACAUCAACAACAACAACACCAACAGCGACAACAUGCCUCAGCUCCUGCAAACUUCUACUCAUUUGGAAUGGUUCCAAGCGGAAGCAGCAGCAACAACAACAAUAACCGGAGCAGGAGUUUAUACUUCAACGUAGUCUCCGAUCAUGAGCCGGGAGGGUUCACGGUGACGAGACAAGGAGGUAUGAAUUGUCAAGAUUGUGGGAAUCAAGCUAAGAAAGAUUGUCCUCAUAUGAGAUGUAGAACUUGUUGUAAAAGCCGAGGCUUUCAUUGUCAAACUCACGUUAAGAGCACUUGGGUUCCUGCUGCUAAACGCCGUGAGCGUCUAGCCCAACUCGCUUCCUUGCAGCACCACUCAGCCUCUAGCCGUGAAACGCAAAACGCAAAACGCCUUCGUGAAGCUAGUGGUGGUAAUAAUGAUGAUGAUAAAGACCAUAGUGGUGGUGCUGGAUCGGCUCUUGCUAAUACACGAGUGGUGAAUGCUAAUUCUAAUUCAGGGUUGGAGGUGAGUCAACAAUUACCACAGGAGGUUAACUCACCGGCGGUAUUCCGGUGCGUUAAAGUGAGCUCAAUAGAAGACGAUGAAGAUGAUCAAGAAUAUGCUUACCAAACGGCUGUGAACAUUGGAGGACAUGUCUUCAAAGGCAUUCUCUAUGACCAAGGACCAGAUCAAGAUCAUAAUCAUCACCUUAACCUCCUUGCCUCCACUGCAACCACCACCAAUGUGGAGGAGACUGCCACGAAGACGGUCACCGGUAACAAUAAUAAUGGAUUAAUGCUUGAUCCUUCUUCGCUCUACCCGGCUCAACUCAACUCCUUCAUCGCCGGUACGCCAUUCUUCACACCUCCGAGGUCUUGAGAUUCAGAUAUCAGUUAUUGAUUAUGUUAAUCUUUAAACGUUAUAAUAAUGAGAGGCUUUCAUUUUGUUGUUGUUUUUGUAUUCGUCUUUGUGUUUUUGACAUUUCGUGCAAUUUGAUAAAACACCCUUAGCUAGGUUGUUACUUAGUGGUGAUAAACAUGCAUCUUGUACGUACGUACGUUUUUAAAAAAGAUCAAUGAGGGUUAAAGUAAUUAAUGUUCAUGUUUUAAAGAUU